AUGCGAGAAUGGUGGUCCACCAGCCGUGGAGCGAAUCGAACCUGGUGGCAUAGGCGGGCACACGCUCCUCGCUGUCCCUCUCACACUCUUUCUCUCUCGGUUGAAGUCUCCCACACCCAGGGUGCUUUCAUCGGCGGUAACAGCGGUGAGCACGCGGAGCGUCGUAAAUCAACUGCUGCAGAUGAUGAUCGUUGCCCUGUUCAAAAUCCAAGACGGCCCGGCGCAGGACCAAAUGGACCAAAGGGUAAAAGGAUAUACCCGGAGAAGUUCUGGAUCAUGCUGGAAAAUGCCACGACGGCCGAGGCGAGUCGGCAGAAGGGAGUCACGGGGCCUCAUUCGGUCAGGAAGACCCCUUUUUGA
Messenger RNA from Gaeumannomyces tritici R3-111a-1, 360 nucleotides. RefSeq lists its product as hypothetical. The record is from RefSeq and is a predicted model, not a curated record. NCBI's taxonomy places the organism in Eukaryota, Fungi, Ascomycota, Sordariomycetes, Magnaporthales, Magnaporthaceae. The transcript has a single exon. The coding region runs from base 1 to 360 and encodes 119 amino acids.